AUGGGAGAAAUAUCAGCGGGAUCCACGCCUGUAGAACCACAAUUAACGCAACAACAGGCAGAAUGGCUAUGGCAAUCGAAUCCCGAUCCAUGGGCAACGACAGAAACACCUGAAUGGAGUCGUCAAAUGAGAUUUUAUCGCGAUUAUGGUACAAGAAAUUAUGUGGGUUUGGGUGUAGGUAUAUGGAUUGGGACUGAAACAAAAGAUAAUGUCUAUGCUGAGUGUAUGUUUAUUAAUGUGCCUAUCGAUUGGAAUGAGGCUAUCACAUGGGCUAUCACCAAUUGGACAACCUGUACAGAAACCAUGCAAAUCUUUGUUAAACGUUAUUUUAUAUUAGGUCAUGAAAAUAGUUCUCAUCAUCUAUGGCGAAUACCAGGUGGAGGGAGUCUGCCUAUAUAUGUUAUGGAAAAUGAAGCCAUAAGUAUUGUAGCAACACAACAUGGUUUAAUAUCUGUAUAUGCAACUGACAAAUGA
This is a messenger RNA of Rotaria sp. Silwood1, 474 nucleotides long. Lineage: Eukaryota; Metazoa; Rotifera; Eurotatoria; Philodinida; Philodinidae. The record is from the annotation of a GenBank genome assembly.